AUGGCCAAGCUACAUAGUACACCUGACGACGUAUUUGAGUUGCGUUGGGGUAUAGUUGAAUUUGCCAAGGAUCUUCUUGUUGAACCUUCCAGUCGCGGAGCCUCUGAUGUGAUGCAUAUCCUGGCGGGAGUUGGUUCCUCUAGCUCGAAGUCUAAAGCACAAGAGUUCAUCAACAAAGUUGAUGCUCAGAAACAAUGCGAUGCAUUUGGAAAUUAUGAAGAUCUGGCCCGGAGUACGAAUAUCGACGUUGUUUACAUCGCAACCCCGCACUCUCAUCACUUUUCAAAUGCCAUGUUGGCUUUGCAAUCCGGCAGACAUGUACUUUGCGAGAAGCCGUUGACAGUAAAUGCGGAGCAAGCAAGGAGAUUGGUCACGGUCGCGACGAAAAAUAACCUGUUUCUCAUGGAAGGAAUGUGGACACGAUUCCAGCCUAUUGGUGUGGAAAUACGUCGGCUGAUCGAGGAGUCGGCAGUUGGGACGAUCACGCGUGUCUUUGCGGAUAAUAGCUUGGGAAUGGAUCCUCUGACGGACUUUCCCGCAGGGGACCGUAUGGUCAGCAAGAUAUUGGCUGGGGGAGCACUUCUUGACUUGGGACCUUAUUCAAUCCAGUGGGUGAUAGAAGCUUUGCCCAAAGAGAGACGCCGCCCGUUAAAGGUUUUUUCUGUGGUUUCAAGAUGCCACGAUAUCGGAGUGGACGAAUCUGCAGGUAUCUCAAUGAAAUUCUCAGCAGAAGAUGGCUCCAAACCAGAAUUACUUGGUUUGGCAAGUGUCAGUCUACGCGCAGCAGAUGACUACGAUGGUCGAACACCAGUCGUGAGAUUCCAGGGCGACAAGGGUGAAAUCCAGAUUUUUGGAAGACCAUGGCGCCCGUCGCACUUGCGUGUCAUUCAACGAGAUCAGGGAUUUGGGAGCAAGGGUACUCACAUUAACAGAUUCGAGAAUUAUAUUCCGCAGGGUAAUUACGGCUUAUCAUACGAAGCGGAUGAGGUGGCAAGAUGUAUACGUGACGGCGAACUGGAAAGCACAAUAAUGCCGUGGAAUGAUAGUUUGAUCAUCAUGGAGAUCAUGGAUAGAGUGCGGAGUGACAAUGAACUGGACUUUCCGGAUAAUAUCGAGUCUGCGGAGAAUGGGAUGUAG
Molecule: messenger RNA, 1137 nt
Organism: Penicillium manginii
Lineage: Eukaryota; Fungi; Ascomycota; Eurotiomycetes; Eurotiales; Aspergillaceae
Product: Gfo/Idh/MocA family protein
Exons: 3
Coding region: 1-1137 (378 amino acids)
Molecular function (GO): nucleotide binding
Source: RefSeq, a predicted model, not a curated record